Molecule: messenger RNA, 5774 nt
Organism: Cyprinodon variegatus (sheepshead minnow)
Lineage: Eukaryota; Metazoa; Chordata; Actinopteri; Cyprinodontiformes; Cyprinodontidae
Gene: lrig2
Product: leucine-rich repeats and immunoglobulin-like domains protein 2
Exons: 18
Coding region: 489-3659 (1056 amino acids)
Molecular function (GO): protein binding
Source: RefSeq, a predicted model, not a curated record
CUUUCACCGUCCUUUGUCAUCAGUUUACGGCGCAUUGUUUUGUUUUGGGACAGAAAAUAACAGAAAAUACUACUUUAUUUCCCCCGAAAAACUAUGCGUUCGAGGUGUCUGUUUGCGUCGCAUAACAAGAAGCAUACAGGGCGUUUAUUUUAGUUGUUUUUUCAUCAUUCGGAAAGUGUGGUAUUUUUCAGGUCAAACUAGCUUAGCAGUUAGCUGGUUAGCCUGUCGAAAGGCUGUCCUGAUUGGAGCAGGACGAAUUCCAGGCUGUGCAAAGAAGGGAACAAAUCUCAGCUGCUAUGCUCCGAGCAAGUUGGUCAACGUUGGAUUGUAUGCUUUAUGUUGAGUUUGUGACCCUGUUAAGCUGAAAUAUGCUUUCCUUAGAUUAAAAUUAACCCCUCGGACAGUUUGGUACUUUUGUAGCCUUUUAAAAGUGCCAAUUGAACGGUCUGUUAGCCACGUAGCUACCUCUCAGUAGGAGGACAUUUAAAAUGGCGGAAGGCUGGCCCAUUCCUCCAGCUCUGGUUGUCCUGCUGCUAAGUUUGAGUGCCUGUGUCACUGGUUCUUGUCCCGCUGCGUGCUCCUGUCUAAAAGGACACAGCGGGGUCCAUAUUUUGGACUGCAACAGGAAAAGAUUGUCCGCUGCCCCCUUGGACGUCCCAGAUGGGAUAACUCAUGUCACCCUGAAUCACAACGAGCUGGCUGUUUUCCCCUCUCUUGGAAACAUUUCUUCUAACAUCACCUCACUUCUACUAGUCAACAAUCGGAUCUCAGAACUGUUGAUGCAUCAGCUGCAGCCAUACAAUUCUCUGGAGACGCUGGACCUAACAUCUAAUUCCAUCUCUGAGCUCAAAGUGGGAUCCUUUCCUUCUAUGCAGCUCAAGUAUCUAAAUUUGAGUAACAAUAAGAUCAGCCUCCUGGAGCCUGGCUGCUUCGAGAACAUCUCCAGCUCGCUGCUGGUGCUUCGGCUAAACAAGAACAGAUUAGUAACGCUGCCGUCAAAAGUCUUCAAACUUCCCCAGCUUCAGUUACUGGAAAUGAAGCGUAAUAGGAUCAAGACAGUGGAUAGUCUGACGUUCAAAGGGCUGGAGUCGCUGAGGUCACUAAAGAUGCAGAGAAAUGGCUUGACAAAGCUGAUGGACGGCGCGUUUUUUGGACUGAACAACAUUGAAGAGCUAGAGCUGGAACACAACAACCUAACAGAAGUUAAUAAAGUUUGGCUCUAUGGCCUCCGCAUGCUACGCAUCCUGCAAAUCAGCCACAACGCUAUAGGCAUCAUCCGAUCUGAUGCCUGGGAGUUUUGCCAAAAACUGGAGAAACUAGACUUGUCCCACAAUCACCUGACAAGACUUGAGGAGACAGCUUUCCUUGGUUUAGGAUUCCUGGAGACUCUGAACUUGGGAGAAAACGCUAUCAGCCAUUUAGGAGAGGGCGUGUUUAGCAGCUUGGCAAACCUGCGCACCCUAGAUAUUCGCAAUAAUGAAAUCUCAUGGGCCAUUGAAGACUCCAUCGCUGUAUUUGAUGGAAUGAAGAAGCUGAACACACUACUUUUACAGCGGAACAAAAUCAAAUCAAUCACCCAGAAAGCGUUUGAGGGACUGGAUGAGCUGAAGGACCUGGACCUGGGCAAGAAUAACAUCAUGUCCAUACAUCCUGAGGCGCUUUCCAAUUUGAACCUCAAAGUUUUUGUCCUGAACACUAGCAGCCUGCUCUGUGACUGUCAUAUGCAGUGGCUGGGUCCAUGGCUGACAGAAAACCACUUCCAUCAGUCAGUCUCUGCUGUCUGUGCCCAUCCUGCUGAUCUCUUUGGCCGCAGUGUCCUGUCAAUCAGCCCAGACGAAUUUGUUUGUGAUGAUUUCCCCAAGCCUCGGAUCACAGCUCACCCAGAGACGUCUGUGGCUCUGCGGGGCAACAACAUCACUCUGAGCUGUGUGGCGUCCAGCAGCAGUGACUCACCGAUGACCAAUGUGUGGCGGAAGGACGGGGAAGUGCUCUACGACGCGGAAGUGGAAAACUAUGCCCGUUAUCAGGAUGGACAGCUCAUCUAUAGCACCGUGCUUCAUCUGCUUAAUGUCAACUUCACUGAAGAAGGCCUUUACCAGUGUGUUGUCUCCAAUCACUUUGGCUCAAACUACUCAAACAGGGCUAAACUUACUAUCAAUGAGCUGCCCUCCUUUCUUAAGACUCCCAUGGAUCUGACGAUCCGCGCUGGGUAUACCGCCCGGCUGGAGUGUGCAGCUGAAGGCCACCCAUCUCCCCAGAUCGCUUGGCAGAAGGAUGGAGGAACUGACUUUCCUGCUGCCAGAGAGCGAAGGAUGCAUGUGAUGCCAGAUGAUGACAUGUUCUUUAUCUCUAAUGUGAAGGCAGAGGACAUGGGAGUGUACAGCUGCACAGCUCAAAAUGCAGCCGGCAGUCUCUCUGCAAACGCUACUCUUUCUGUCCUGGAAACUCCCUCCUUGAUACGGCCAUUGAAGGACCGUACAGUUGCCCAGGGUGAAACUGCAGUGCUCCAAUGUAUAGCCGGAGGCAGCCCCACCCCUCGACUCAACUGGACCAAAGACGACGGGCCUCUCGUGCUCACAGAGCGCCACUUCUUUGCUGCGGCCAACCAGCUUCUUAUUAUAGUUGACGCCGGGCCAGCCGAUGCUGGGAAAUACACCUGCAGCAUGUCCAACACCGUCGGAACAAAGCGCGAUUACAUGUACCUCAGGGUCUCGCCGCUGGCCAACUGUGACACAGAAGACUGGGCCACAGUGGGGAUAGUGGUGAUUGUAGUCGUGUGCUGUGUGGUGGGAACCUCGCUCGUCUGGGUCAUCGUCAUCUAUCAUAUACGGAGGAAGAACGAGGACUACAGCAUCACUAACACUGAUGAGAUGAAUUUGCCACCAGAUAUCCCCAGCUACCUAUCCUCCCAGGGUACCCUAUCAGAGCCACUGGAAGGCUACAGUAACUCAGAGGCAGGUAGCCACCAGCAGCUCAUGCCUCCCCUCUCCAAUGGAUACGUUCAUAAGGGCCCAGAAGGGGUGUGCUAUGGAGACGCGGGCAAUGAGGUGGAAAGUGAAGGGAGUGGGAUGCUGCACUGCAAGAUGGGCUCUCUGUUGACUGGCCGUAGCAGCUUCCAGGCUGGCGAGCCUCAUAAGGGAUUAGCGGGUGUCUCCUCAGGUGGUGCAGGUCCCCUUGUCAUCUGCUCCGACUGUUACGACAACGCAAACAUCUACUCUCGAACUCGAGAGUAUUGUCAAUAUAAUUUCCUGGGGGAGGAUGAUCCAUUGGACGGGGCUCUGCCAGGCCUGAUGGAUGGCCUUGGUGACAGUUCCCACCCUGAGGACACGCCACCGGGGAGCCUCAUGCACCAUCAGGACUCACCGGGGUAUAUCACUUCGCCUGAGAAAACAUCAAACAAACACGCUGCUGCAGAUCAAUAUGUUGAAGAUUCCCUUGGCAGUUCUUUAUGGAGACCAGGUGAAGAUUCAUCCUCAGUUUGUCAACCUGGAGCCUCUCAUCUCUCAGUAACAUUAAACAGGACACCUCUGGCCUCAGCUGCUGACAGGGUGGUGGAGCAGAGUGAAGCAGAGGCCAACUUCUUCCCAGGGCAGCCUGUCCAGGACCACAGAAGGGCCUACGAUAGGACUACCCCACAGGAGCAUAAUGGUCCCACAUAGGCUCUUUUAAUCCAGGCCUCAGACUUAUUUUUCUGCACCUCCUUUCCUCCCGACCUUAACCCUCCGCCCACUACCUCUAAAGAGAUUCCUUACUUUCUGCCAAAGAUGCUCUCUUGUAUGUUUACAUUCCCCGUUCACCCAGGAGGACAUGUUGAAGUUUUCUGCUACAGAAAGACCGCUUUCUGAGACAGGAUUAAUUAAAAGGACCGCCUUCUAGACUGCCUCAUCUCAGAAGGAACCCCUUCUACCGCUAUUAUAUCUAUCCUCCUCCCGUCUCCCACAAGAUAAAAGAAUGAAUGUAUGCUUUAUGGAACCGUGUCAGAAUCUGCCAUCAGAGCAACUCAACAUCACUUCUCUUAGGCAGUUGUGCCUCAGCAUUUGCGGUACCCGUACUGCACGUCUUAAAAAGGAAACACUAAGCGCCCCUUUUCAAGAGGAAAAAAAGAAAAAGGGGGUAAUUAAAGAGACGGAUGUCGUUCCCUGACCAGCAGUAUUCAGUUAAUAAUAUUGGAAGACUCUCAAAGGCUUACCUCUCAUGUGUCCGCCGCCAUUCUGACUUAGUCUUAUGCAAAUUCCACGCAGUAACACCAAAAUGUGGUGUGUGUAUAAUGAGUAUAUACCUAUUUUUUUACGCAUUAUCAUUAUUUGUUGUUGUUUCAAGAUGUGUUAAUUUUACACUUUUAUUUUUUUUUUUUUAAGAAUAAUGAGCAUUUUGUGAAGAAAACCAUUUGUUUUGCACAUGAGACAAUCAGUUUCUCUGGGUAUUUCCUGAUGGUUGUCUAACAGAUGGCCUUGUUUUCUAUGUCAAGAUCAAGCAUUCGCAGUGACCUUUUCUUUCUACAGUAUGCACUGAUUUGUUAGCCCUUUUGUACCUUUUGUUACAGGCACUUCAUGUUGGCAAACUUUAUUGUGCAGUUUACUCACUUUUUAAGAUUAGCAAGAUUUUUUUUAAUUUCAUUUAAAUAAGAAAAGUAAUGAGCAGACAUAAAUGGUAGUGAAGCUUAUGAUUUUACUCUGGACUGUGAAAAAAGGAAUGUAUCAUGUUAUUUUAUCUGUACAUGUAUGUAAAUAAUGUUAUCAAAUGAACACCUUGAUCUAUUUGUGCAUUUAAGGUGAGAAGUACAGCAGCUACUUGAAACAAGCAUUUUAAAGUGGACAGUGUGUGAGCAGUAUCCUUAAAUUUUACAUUUUUACAUACAAAGUCCACUUUUUUGCCACUUCCAACGAGAUAUAUAUAUAUAUAUAUCUACAUCUAAGUUUCUUUCGUUUCUUUUUUUGUUGUUGAAAGACACUAAUCUGAAACCUGCACCGUCAGGGUCCAAACUAUCCACUUCGAUUAUGGAAAAUCCUUCUGUCGUGAAGGCUCCGGAAAAUCCCCAGCAUGUAUUUUCCAUGCUAAAACAUUUAGUGAAGCGCAGAUUCAGUGGAGAGGAUUUAUAAAACCUCAGUUGAACUUUGAUAGGGUGGUUGAACUAAAACAGAUUUAACAGUGCUGAUCACAAAUACGGGUUUUAUUCAGACUGCUUCUAUUUAGCCCAUGGGUCAUACAUGAAUUUGUUGAUGGGUGUUUCCAAUGUCAGUUCAUCUUCAUAUAUGAUAGUUUGGUUAGAUUUUCAUCUUAAUCAUGAAGUCAUUACAUGAUUCAGGAAAUUUGGUCUGUUGUUGGGAUCCUGUCAUUUGAAUGGGACUCACCUAAAGUAUGCUGGAAGUAAUCAUCAAGGGUGUCAUUUUAUGGCUUCAUGCUGGAUUCUUCUUUAAUAUAAUCUAUUAUAGAUGAAGUUUUUUUUUUUUUUUUUUACAUGAAUCGUCAUCAUCAAUGGUUUAGGCACUUUCUCAGUCUUUUUUUUUUUUUUUUUUUUUUUUUUUCUUCCCUGAGCAAAUCAGCAGCAACUUUAAUGACCAACUGGUAUCCAAGCGAGGAAUAAAACCUUGGUUUGACUUUGAUCUGGUUAUUUGGUCUCACUCCUAGUUUAUGUAGCACUAAAUGAUUGAUUGGUUUCUGUUCUUUUGAUGAGAAAUAGUCGAUGGAAAGCUUGCAGUCAUAAGUGAUUUGGAUUGAUUUAUGUCUGGAGUGUUAAAACUUUUUUUUAAUUCUUAUAUCAAAGUGCAGCCUAU